CUGACCAAGCAUCGACUUCUCAAUAUGGCCUCUGAUUCACUCGCUUCUGAGCACCAUAGCCGCGAGGCGCACCCGAACCCGGGGCUUGAAAACCCCAAUCCUUCGACCACACCAAGGAUGGAUCGUAUGUCACCUUCACAUACCCCCCAAAUGGAGCGAUCCAUGUCUAUGGCAGACAGCUUCAUUAUGGACCACCUUAAGCACCUUGGUGGCUCGCCGCUGGAUUCGCAUCCCGCUUCUCCACGAACAAAAGACGAAAACUUUGCGCCUAUAUCCAACUGGGCCCAGUUGUCCUUCAUUAAGAACCAGCGAAACCACCUCCGAGCAGAAGUCAAGGCCCACCAAAUUGCUGGCGUGGAAGCGAAGCAGAAUAUCUCGUCACUUCGCCGUCUUGCACUCCGCAUGGCCGUCAACAUCUCGGUCAAGGAGAAGCAAAUCGCGAAGACGGCUCGUAAUCUGGCGAGCAGUAGAAAAAUCAACUAUCUUUCUGGUCGGGAUGCUGAAAAGAGAAUUGAUCAACUCAGCAAAUGUUUGAAAGAAGAAGAACAUAGGAACAAGGACAUAUUAGAGUGCUUGGAGAAGGCUUCGAUGCUUACUCUUCAAUACUCCAAUCCGGACCCACAAGUUCGAAACCGUGUGCAACCACACCCAAUGUCCCCGCCAACAACGCCUCCAACUCGAUUUGCUCAUUCUGAUCACGAUUCCGCCGACUUGGACACGACGCCUCCUGGUUCAGCCUCAUCAUCCUGGGACAACAGUGGCUGGGGUCAUGUAUCCAACAAAAGCAGUCCAGUCGAAAUACGCACAUCGAAUAGUCGAUUGAUACGGGCAAAACACGAAUCGAAUCGUGCCCUCACCAUAUGUCGCAAUCGAAUUGCAGAGCUGCAGGCGGAAUGCGAAAAAGGACAUGAUCGGGCGAACUUAUGGGAUGUAACGCAGACCAGCUUGGAAAACGAGAUUCAAAGCCAUCAAUCGCGCAUUGUUGCUCUGGAGCGAUCGAGAAAAUAUGUGGAGGAUAGCCUUCGCGCCGUUCAGGUCGAGCUUGCAACAUCACAGAGAUCAGAAAAGGAAUUGAGGGCUUCAUUGGAACACAAGGAUCGAGAGAUUGAGGAGCUGGAAAUCAACAACACACAACGGCAAGACUCGAUAGCGGUGUUGGAGGAGGAAAAGGGAGUGCUACAAGCCAAUGUCGACGAUCGUUCGGCGCAAAUCCAGAAGCUCGAAACAUACACGACCAGUUUGGAAGGUGAACUAGAUACUUUAAAGGAGAAAUUGGAUGAAGCUGGACACCGCGAAAUCGAACUCGAAAAUCGUAUCACUGAAAAUGACUCUGCUCGCGAAACAAUGACUGGUCAGCUUGAAGAAAGACAGCGAAAUUUGGUGGUCCUGGAGAAAUCUGUAUUACUCUUUCAGAAGCAGGUUACAGAUCAAGCAAAAAGGGUAGAAGUUUCCGGGGGCGUUAUCUCUGCUCUUCGAAGCGACUUGAAAACGUCCGAGGAGCUGAAGCAGCAUACCGAAGCUACACUGGCAAUGGCACAAGGCUCCGUGAUCGAAUUGGAAGCGAGCCUCCGCUCAGCACAGGAAGCGAGCAACGAUCUGCGAGCUGAACUUGACACAACGGUACUAAUAAAAAGAGAGCUGGAAGAAGAGUUACAAAAGACAAUAGAUUCUUUAGCUAAUGAGUCCAAACAAAGAACCAGACUGCGAUCUGAGUUGGAUGCUCUGAUUAUCUCGCGCGAAGAUAUGCAAAGGGACCUCGACUCUGCCAAAAAGCAGCUUGUGACUCUGAAAGAAGCAGACGCUGAAGCGCAACAACAGCUAGAGGCUUUGAGGAAUGACAAGGUUGCGUUAUCGACCGAACUUGGAGCUGCCCAUGAGUCAUCGAAAGAGCUCCAUGUACAGCUGGACCGCAGUAACACUAAGAUCUCGAGAAUGGAGGCUUCUGCGAUGGAAAUGGAAAAUAUAUUGCAAAAUACCCGCGAAUUGAAAAAUUCGCUGCAAAAAGAACUGGGGAUCAUGGACAAAUCGAAAGUGAAAGCGGAACGGCAAUUGAGCGAUGUAUCGAAUUCCAAAGCGGAGCUCGAGCGAGAGCUGGAAGGUAUACGGUCAAGGCUAGAGAGAUCCGAAUCACAGAGUACUGUUCUGCAAUCCAAAGUAUCUGAUCUACAAGAUAGCUUGCAUCAAAGUCAAGAUUCGAAACUUGAAAUGGAAGAACGUCUGUCUCGCAUACAAUCAGAGGCCGAAACUCUCCGAACUGAGCGAUCUGCUCUGCAGGACCAGCUUUCCGCUAAUCAGCACUCCAAGUCCGAAGUCGACAAACGCCUGGGUGUGCUUCAGGCUGAGGCUGCAGCGUUUAGUGCUCUGGUCUCCGAGCUCCAAACCAAAUUGCAAAGCACCCACGAGUCGAAAGAUGAUGUCGAGAAACAGCUACACGAAGCGUUGCAAACCGCUGAACAAUCGCAAGACAACCUUGCUAAAGCUCGCAGCGACCUAAGUAGUAUCCAGAUCAACGAGGAAAAGCUUUCGUCGCGCGUAUUGACUCUCGAGGCACAUUUGGCGGACAGUCAGGACGCGAAAGAGCAGAUACAAGAGCAAUACGAUCAACUUUCGACUUCUCAUGAUGAGCUCAAAGAGGAAGUGAAAUCCUCACAGGCUCGAUUCGAUGCGCUCGAUUUAGAGAAGAGCAACAUAACCACCGAGCUCUCUGUAGCCCAGGAGGAACUCGAGGCUGUACGAUAUCUCAAAAUCAGCCUCCGCAAUAAGGUUUCCCAAUUAGAUGAUUCUAGUGCAGCAUUGAGGAAGGAUCUUGAAUCAACUCGUUCGCGAUUGUCUACAAGCACCCUCGAGAACGAAAAACUCAGUUCUGAGCUUUCAAAAAUCGAUCAGGAGUUGCACGCGGUUCGUGACGCCAAAGCCGCGGCAGAGGAUAGGAUACGUACCAUGGAAGGCGCGAAAUCCGAAGUCGAAAAGGACAUGCAGUCUUCGCGGUCAAAAUUAGAAGCUUCUACUGUUGAACUCGCUGCGUUGACCGCAAAAAAGUCGGAAAAUGAGAAGGAACUUGAAGCUUUGCGAACUUCCAACAAAGACGUUACUACGGCCAACGAUGAACUCAGAGAUGAAAACAAUACUUUGCAAACACGACUAGACGUCUCCCAAAACGAGAAUGCUGCCCUCAAAUGUCAAGUGCAAGAUGCUGAACAUGAGUUAGGCUCGUUGCGAUCCAUUCACAUUGAGCUUCAGCAACAUUCCGAUGAAAUUUCUACUGCGAAGACCGACCUCGAGAAUCAACUCAACAGUGUGCAACUUUUGGUGAAGGCCUCGGGAACCGACAAGUCAGCUCUCCAGUCACAGCUCGUUGAAGCAAACAAGGAACUUGAAUCAGUGCACAUCGCAAAAACAGAGCUUGAAGAGCAGCUCCACAAUGCAUCCAAAGCAGCUACCAAGGCUCAAGAAGAAUUAAAUACUAUGCAGUCUCGUUUUGCAGAUGUUGAGACCGAUAGCACCACUUUCAAGACGAAAUUCGUUGAUGCAGAGAAGGAGUUAGAAUCCCUGCGCAGUGCACAAUCCGACUUGGAACAGCGUUACAACCAUGCUGCAAAUAACGCGGCUGAAUUAGAGGAAAAGCUGAACAACACAAGCUCUCGUCUCAGCCUCGCUGAAGAAGAAGGUGCGACGUUACGGUCUCGGAUCUUGGACGCUGAAGAGGAGCUUACACUUCUACGAGCCACCAAGGCUGAAAUCGAGGAUCAUUUCGAAACUGCUUCUAGAGGAGUGGCAGAGACCGAAAAGAAUCUACACGACACAAGGUCACGCCUCGAAAAAGUAGAAUCUGAAGGAAAUGACCUAAGGUCCAGAGCCAUGGAAGCCGAUAGAGAGCUCGAUAGUUUGCAAGAGACGCACGCAAAGCUCAGCGCAUCUGAAAAGUAUCUACAGGAUCGUCUCGCCACUGCUGAACAGGAACUGGAGGCGGCAAGGUCAGCUAACACGAAGCUGGAAAGUUUUCUAGAGCAAGUAGAACUGGACAUGCUUGCCGCAGACGCGGCAUUGCAAGGGAGUGAGGCGCGUUUCAAAGAGUUUGUCCAGGAGUCUGAAGCUAAAAUUGACGCGGCAACAACAGCCAAGACCGAAUACAAGCAAAGACUCUUGGCCAGGAACAGGGAGCUGGAAAUUCUCACGGAAUCAAAUUCGGAAUUGCACAGCCAGAUCAGCGACCAGACCCGUGAGUCAGAGUCACUGAAAGCCGGGAAACACGAGCUUCUGGUCGAGCUUGAAACGAAGAAAAAACAGUUGCAGGGACUACAAACAAGUCUUGAACAGAAGCUUCAGGAGGUGAAAAACAAUAAAGAUAUCACUAGAGAGUCGGGUCGGAUACAGCACGAAGAACAACUGCUAGCUAAAGAUCGGGAAAUAUCUGAAUUCUGGAAAACCCAAGAAGAGCGACUGGCAAAUGAACUGCAGGCCAAAGACCUCACAAUCGUAGAAUUGCAGCGAGGGAAGGACGAGUUUGCAACUUCCCUCGCUGCAGUGGAAACAGAGAUGCGAGAGUUGAAGGAGUCCAAGAGGGAGUUUACCCAACUUGUUGCAAAUUUGCAAGAGAAAAUUCGGAGUAUGGCAGCCAAUGCUACUGGUCGAGGGAAAUCACCCAAAUUGUCACUACGUUCGAGUGCAAGUUCGAUUGAGAGAGGGCGUGAAGAGAGGGCACGUAGUUUAACGCCUGGUACCCCUCAAAGCUCGCGGCCACGCAGCGAAAGAAGCCAUCACAGUAUUCAACCAGAUCUUCCACUUAACAGUGUUGAGGAAGAUGGUGAUUUGAGCAUCUGGGCUAAAGAGGUAGAACGAGUUCGCAUGAUAAGAGAUGAGACUCUGAUUGAACUGGACGGUAUAAGGAAAACUAGAGGCGAUCUGAGAAGGUCUCUCAAAGAAAGUGAGGCUCAACUACACGAUCUGGAGAGACAUGGCAAACCUAAAUCAAUUCGCACUGUUCUCCAGAAACGCCGCUUGUCGCACUCGUCGCAAACGCACUCUACCUUCUCAUAUUCUUACUCUCCUCCUCCUCCUCCACCACUACCACAUACCCCAAACUUAUUGCAGUCGCAAUCGCAGAGUUCCUCGUCACACCAACGUGCAUCAUUACCUCCAAGGCCAACAACUGGUAGCCCGCAAUCUAAGCGUAUCUCCUCAUUCCAGAGACCGCAGACUGCGUACAUGUACGUUGACCGUCCAAAGACAAGCCUAGGAUUCAAGCCUAAAAGCAGACCUGGAACGCCUGUUGCUGAGGACACUGUUCAGGAGGGCAUUAAGAAGAAAAGAUUUAGAAGUAUAAAGAAGUUCUUUAAAGAGUUGUAG
Periconia digitata is the source of this 5346-nucleotide messenger RNA. NCBI's taxonomy places the organism in Eukaryota, Fungi, Ascomycota, Dothideomycetes, Pleosporales, Periconiaceae. The record is from the annotation of a GenBank genome assembly.